AUGGAUUUCUAUUCGACAGAUACUCCUACUCCCGCCGGCCCAUCUGCAGGCGGAAAAUAUCUAUUACCUGCUGCCCCAAUAAUGGAAGCCUCAGCGCUGCUUACGAGACGCAUCCAUCAUCAAAAGCAGCUGAUUUCCAAAGCAAAGGCUGAAGCCAGAAGGAAUAGCGCCAUCAGCCUUGUGCCGCCAGAUCAAUGUACGAAUGAUGGUGCACCAAGGACUCCUGAAAACAAGUCCCCAGAUCCAACGUCAAGCCACCUGUACUCAUUGUCAACGCCAGAGUAUAGAUCAAUAGGAAGGUCGAAUGGGAGUGUAGAUAGCGACAUCAUCAGGUUUGGGAGUAUGGGAAUGAGAGAACAGACCGAGAUUAUCUCACAGAAAAGUAAAGAAAACUUUGGUCUAAAGUUGAUGCUCACUAAAACUCGCGAACAAGCACUCAGAUGUGAAAAGGAACUUAAGAAUAUGCGCCAAAAGCUUGAUCGUGUCCAAGCACGCAAUGAAGUACUUGAACGAGAAAACGCUGAACUUAAGCAAACCAUCGAGGGUCGUGAUGUUAUUCUAGAUGCAGCAGCCAAGGAGAUUGCAGAGUGUCAAGACCAAUUAUCUGGGUUCAGAGAACGGGCAAGUGCCAAAAAGGGUCGACAGGAACUUUCAGACAUGGCUAGCGCCAACUUUAAUAGUGACACCACAUUAGUAUCUCGAGGAUCGCCGUCUUUUGGUAUAUCGCCUUAUGCCUCUCGCGAUUCUUUGGCGUCCUGCUACACUCCCAUAUACAAGGAUGAAGAAACGAACUAUUCGCCAUGUACUUCAAACGCUCUCAAUAACAUUGACUUCAAUACGCCGUGUUCAGGAAGGAGUUCAAGCUUGAGCAGGGACUCACCUUUGCCCGGACUAACGCCAAUUUGCCCUUCUCGAAGCGACUUCAUUGAUCGGUGUGCAUCCGCAAUGGAUGAGAGCCCAGGGCCCAAAAAUUCCCCAUCAGGAUCCUCCCAUGAGUCUCUUCCCAGUCUUAUCAGUGAAAGCAGUCUAAGCAUGUACGGUGGGCGCGGCAAAAAUGGGGGUGAAACCGAUGCAGACAUUUUCUAUGACCAUCGUCCUGGGCCCCGUAAUGAGAAUGGAGAAGACACUAGGCUAAAUAUCAAAAGAUGGGGAAGGCAUGGUCAGAGUGAUAUGAAAGAAUUGACUCAAACGCCGACUCGGAACCCCAGCACAACACGGCGAAGCCCAAGGACGGAACUCAGGGAAUUCAGGGACAAGCAGGACAAGCAGGACAAGCAACAAAGUCAGGAUACAAUGCGACACAUGCCGCCUACCCCCGAAUCCAUGUCACCCCGGAGAAGAAUGGGUGGAAGUUUCGACAGCAUUUCGUCCAAUGAUGGCAACAAAGCUAAUUGUGGCCUGGGCUUGACGCCUUCAAUUGAAGAUGUUGAUGAUUCCAAGACCGAAACACUCGAAAAUAACCGCGGUAACCGCAAGGCGGUAAGGACGACUCAAAGGUCUGAUGUGGCCCCGUCACCGCUUCAAAAAAGUGUUCGAGAAAUCGCAGAUAGAUUAAGGUCUCCAUUUAAGUUUCCGGGCAGCGGCUCUGUGGCGCAGAAAGAGCCACAAACUUUCGGCGACAUCACGCACUUGAGGGAGACCAAGAAGCGGUUAGGGUACGGAUUCGGUAGCAAGCUUGGCAAUAUAGCGGCACCCAGUAAACAGCCCGGCCGCGACAUAAGCGGUCAUUCACGGAAACUCACAGUGAGCAAAAAUUCGAAAGACAAGUUAGUCACAGUCCCGGUCAAGCCUGUCACCACGAAUCUUCCGGUGAGGUCCCGCAUCAGGUUAUCGAGCCAGCAACAGGGACAGGGUCUUGAAACACCACCGUAUACACCGAAUAAUGAUUCUGCUACUAGCCACGACAGUGAGAAAACAACCCUUGUUCCUCGGAGUCUUAUGAAGAAAUUGAGCUGGGAGUCAUUGAAUUCUGGUUCAAAUUCAAAUGGUUCGGAUGGGGUACCCAGGUCGGCGUAUAACUCGCAUUAUGUUAUUGGUGGCAGUCCUUCCUAUCUUAGACGGAAUAGCACUGCAUCUCUAGCGACGACAGAUAUGAGUGCGAUGACAUUGAAGACGGUCAAAGAUAUUAGAAGGAUGAGCGCAAUUCCGGCGCUAGUAAGGGGGGGUUCUGUGAAAGAAAAGUCACGUCACCAUGAAUGA
This is a messenger RNA of Morchella sextelata, 2199 nucleotides long. RefSeq lists its product as uncharacterized. The record is from RefSeq and is a predicted model, not a curated record. The transcript has 2 exons. The coding region runs from base 1 to 2199 and encodes 732 amino acids. NCBI's taxonomy places the organism in Eukaryota, Fungi, Ascomycota, Pezizomycetes, Pezizales, Morchellaceae.